GCGGAAAAACACCAUUUUCAAUUUUCUAAUCUGUAGCAGUUACAUAAUCAUCCGAGUGCUUCUUCCUCCACACACACACACACACACACACACACACACACACAGUCUGUGUGAUUGCGCAAUUGGCAGUGAACAUGUCAGAGGAAAGUCUGGAAACGGUAUCUCCGUUCACGGCUCCUCCGCCGCCGGUGCAGCAGAGGCCUACGUGUAAAGCCGCUGUCCGAGCCGACCGCGGCGGCCCUUACAUCAUUCUCCGUCAACCUAAUGGCUACUCCGCCGAGAUUCUGAUUUAUGGAGCUCAAGUAAUAUCGUGGAAGAAUGAACGCCAACAAGAGUUGCUUUUUCUCAGUAAAAAGGCCGUUUACAGACCUCCACACCCGAUUCGUGGAGGCAUCCCAAUUUGCUUCCCAAAGUUUUUCGGCAAAGAAAACAUGGAUAAGCAUGGAUUUGCCAGAAUCAGAUUAUGGCAAACCGAGACUUUGGCAGAUGAUGCAGUUUUUCCCCUUCCAACACCCGAUAAUGCGUACGUUGAUUUCGUUCUCAAUCAUAUGCCCCGCGACUUCCCAGACUGGCCUAAUCAUAGAUUUGAACUCCGUUUACGUGUUAUCCUGGGACCCACCGGAGAUCUGACUAUGACAUCUCGUGUAAAAAAUGUCAACACUAAUGGGGAGCCUUUCACAUUCAAAUUUGCCUAUCACACCUACUUCUCGGUCUCAAAUAUCCGUGCAACUCAGAUUGAAGGAUUGCAGACGUUGGAUUAUCUGGACUAUCUGGAGGACCACGAGCAAUUAACUGACGAGGCUGAUGCAAUCACAUUCGAAGACGAAUUGGACAGGGUAUAUCUGAACACUCCUGACGAUAUCUUUGUUACGGACCGUGAGCUUAGAAGAACUAUUACCAUUCAUAAAGAUGCUAGUCUUCCUGAAAUUGUUGUGUGGAAUCCAUGGGACAUUGAGGCAAGGGAUAUGGAUGAUUUAGGAGAUGAAGAGUAUAGGGAGUUUGUUUGUGUUGAGGCAGCUGCUAUGGAGAGUGAAAUCACGUUGAAUCCGAACGAAGAGUGGACCGGGACUCAGCGCCUUUCCGUCGAGGAAUAUAUUGAUUUGAUUUGAUGAAAUAUUCACUGCAGUUUGUUACUUUGCAGUUUCUUUGGCUACUAGUUUCUGAUUCUUGAGUUUAGCUUAUAUGUUGAUGUAUGUAUAGUCACUGGCGCGGAUUGUGUGUGAUCACAAAUUUACUUCGUCGAGGGUAUUUCGGUCAUAUCAUGUCCGAUUUUAAAUAAAAAAAGUUGAACUAAAUCGACAGAUUUGUGUCUUGUUUGUAUUGAGGUUGUUUGCAAAGAA
Molecule: messenger RNA, 1340 nt
Organism: Erythranthe guttata (spotted monkey flower)
Lineage: Eukaryota; Viridiplantae; Streptophyta; Magnoliopsida; Lamiales; Phrymaceae
Product: putative glucose-6-phosphate 1-epimerase
Biological process (GO): carbohydrate metabolic process
Cellular component (GO): cytoplasm
Molecular function (GO): glucose-6-phosphate 1-epimerase activity; carbohydrate binding
Source: RefSeq, a predicted model, not a curated record